Mercenaria mercenaria is the source of this 2925-nucleotide messenger RNA. Its product is annotated as LIX1-like protein. The record is from RefSeq and is a predicted model, not a curated record. Gene Ontology annotation, biological process: autophagosome maturation. Gene Ontology annotation, cellular component: cytoplasm. The coding region runs from base 323 to 1312 and encodes 329 amino acids. Lineage: Eukaryota; Metazoa; Mollusca; Bivalvia; Venerida; Veneridae. The transcript is spliced from 4 exons.
AAGUUAAGGUCAAAGGUCACGGAAUUUGUUGACAGUGUGUAUUUCGCUCAAUUUGUUCAAAGUCACUUAAUUUUUAACGGAUACAUAAAGGGAAAUCGACAAAAUGAAAAUGUAGGAGAAAAAGAGGAAACUUUGAUUAAAAGAUUAAAUGUAAGGUGAAUAUGUAAAAACUGCAGCAUAAUUAAUAAAAAUCUCAAAAUUUCUGACUCACUGUUUCAGUGGUUGACUGUAAUUUUUUUAUACAAUGUGUUUUAAAUGAUUUCAAAAGCUGUUAAUAUUCUUCUUUAAUAUUGUUAUUAUUAACAAUGUAAUUGGUAUUUAAAUGGCAUCCCACUCACAGGAUUAUAAUAUAAGACAAAAACCAGUGCCUGCACGUAGAAGCGGCGUAUCCCCAGAAAUCUCUCCGAGAAGCAACAUGGCAGACCCAACAUCUAUUGGGUCACGAUCUGCUCAAGCCAUGGCUGCUGCCGCAAUGUCAAUGAGAGGUCAAGAUCCGCAGCAUAUGAAUGACACAAAAGCAAAAACUGUUUUGAAGGAGGCAGUGGAUGCUGUGGUGAACAGUUUCGCAAAACAUACUCAAGGAUAUGGCAGAGUGAAUGUGGUAGAGGCCCUUCAAGAGUUUUGGCAGAUGAAGCAGGACCGAGGUGCAGACCUGAAGAAUGGGGCUUUGGUUGUGUACGAGUCCCAACCCGCAAAUGCUCCACCUUACGUUUGUUUUGUGUCGCUGCCUGGAGGAAGUUGUUUUGGAAGUUUUCAGCACUGUCCGACUAAGGCCGAGGCCAGACGUAGCGCAGCAAAGAUAGCGUUGAUGAAUUCUGUGUUCAAUGAACAUCCCUCUAGGAAAAUAUCGGAUGAGUUUAUAGAGAGGGCUGUGAGAGAUGCCUGUGCUUCAUUCAAGGGCAAUAUGGAAGAGGCAGAUAAUCCAAACACUGGGAUUGGUGCAUUUCGAUUCAUGUUAGAGUCAAACAAAACUCGCACCAUGCUGGAAUUUCAAGAACUGAUGACCGUGUUUCAACUUUUACAUUGGAAUGGCAGCUUAAAAGCAAUGCGUGAGAGAAACUGUUCUCGACAGGAAGUGUUGUCACAUUAUUCGCAUCGUGCCUUGGAUGACGACAUGCGUUCACAGAUGGCGCUUGACUGGAUAGCGCGGGAACAGGAAAUUUCAUCUAUUAUAGAGCGGGAAUUAGAAAUUGCAGAAAGAGAACUAGAAAGUGCAAGACUUGCUGGGAGAGAGCUACGGUUCUUUAAAGAAAAACGUGAUAUUCUUGUCUUGGCAUUAAGCCAAAUUGGCCCCAGCGAUAGUUUAGCAUAAGUUGUGCUUUUAGUUACAGAAGUACAUAGAGAUCUGAAAACUUCAGAAAACAUGUCAGUUGUAGACAAUGUGAAAGUCCAGGGUUAAUGUGAAUAUUUUUUUCGUAUUUAUUGUAAACAGCCUGUCUGUCUGUUUCCUUUAUGCCCUACUUUCAAGUUUGAAUUUAACAAAAAUUGACAAUGUAAAUUGACAAUGUGGUAUAGUAAAUAAGCAAUAAAACACAUCUUUACCAGGCAGAUGUGGUUUUGGAAAAUUAAGGAAGUAAAUUUUAAUAUUCUGUUUUUGUUUGUUUUUUUUUUAUCAGUCUUUGCAACAUAGUACAGUCAGUAUCUUUUACUCCUUUUUUUUCAUAAACCUUGUGUUCAUAAAUGUUGUAUAUUUAUGUACAUUUUGUAAACUAGUAAGGUGUGUGUGAUUACAUAUAUUAAGGUUACAGACGUAGGUAUCAAUAAAUCAGAUAAAGGUUUAAAUGUAUUGUGCUGGAGGGCAAAUUGCUGUUAAAAGCUUAGGCCAUACCAGUCUGUUCCAAUGAUUAAUUAACUUCUUUUUUGCAAGACUUGGUUAAUUUGUAUUCAAUUAAAUACAGUAUUACAAAAUAUAUAUUUUUCUGGUCUACCUGAACUGAGAAACACAACAGACUUUUAAGAUUACCUUUAUAGAGAUUUGAUUUUAUAGAUUGUUGUAUUUUGCUUUAUGAGGGAGUUUGGAACAUUUUUGAAUAUUUAAAGCCACAUAUCACUAGUAUACAUGUAUAUACAAUGAAUUCUGUAAAAUAAGCUUUAAACUAAAAUCCAACAAUAUUUAAGCAUGUAUUAUAUUUAUACCAAUCACAAAACUGCACAUUACUCAGAUGGCAUUUCAUUGGAUAUUUAUUAAAGAUGGGAGUAAAGUGUUGUUUUAUCAUAUAUAUGAUCUAUAUCUAUAUUAUAGAAAUUUAUAGAAAUAAUAUAUCAUGAGGUUUCUUUCCUAAAUUUAUUAAAAAGUUACUAAACUUGUGUAAAAGACUCAAAUACGUCAUAUCACCCUAAUUAGCCAAUAUAAAUAUAUUUACUUACAUGACUCGUUAUAGAAAUUGCCAGUCCAUAGUAUGUACUAUUGACUGGUCUAUAGUUUAGCACAGGCUUGAUGGGUUGAAUUCAAAACUGGAGGAAAAAAACUUUGAAUUUAAUUUCUAGUGUCAUAGAAUAAAACAAGUACUGAAUGGCUAGCCUGUCAGUAAUCAAAACUGUUAACCUCCCAUCUUUCAGACCUCCGGCAAAUAGUUUUGUGAUAAAAUUACCAACUAAAGAGUGCUUAGCUUUAUUAUUAUAUCUGGUCUUUUUGGAACAUAGAGUCCAUUUAAUGGUUUUUAGCUCAUCUGAUUUUUUGAAAAAAAAUGAUGAGUUAUUGUCAUCACUUGAGCAGUUGUUGGCGUCGGCGUCGGCGUCGGCGUCUGCGUCGGCGUUGCCUGGUUAAGUUUUAUGUUUAGGUCAGCUUUUCUCCUAAACUAUCAAAGCUAUUGCUUUGAAACUUGGAAUACUUGUUCACCAUCAUAAGCUGACCCUGUAUAGCAAGAAACAUAACUCCAUCUUGCUUUUUGCAAGAUUUAUGGCCCCUUUUGUACUUAGAAAAUA